CACUGUGUUUUACUGUUUUUUUUCGUUGCUUUUAUUUUUUUUUAUAAUUCGCAAAAAAAAGCUUUCUCUCUCUAGAAACUCACUUUCUCUCUCUUCUGCAACUGAUUCUCUCAGAUCAGAGCUCCUUACCUUCUCUCUCCGUGUCUCUCUCCAUUUUCGUUUCUCCGCCGCACUCUGUCGCCGCGAUUUUCGUCUCCGCCGCGCCGACGCGAGCUCGACGACGCUUGGAUCACCGGAAUCCGCGGAGUUACGCGAUCGAAUUGUUCUUCCGUGACCUAGGAGCUUUCUUUCAGCCUCGGAGCUAGCUUCGGAGUACGCUUCGAGCUGAGUUUGAGCUUCGGAGCUGUGUGGAGCAGUGUUCUGGUGCGGUGAGGUGCUCGAUGGAGCCGUGAAUCAUGAUGGAUUUGGUGCUGGAGCUGUUUCAGAUUGCGAAUUUGGGAGUUUAGUGAGGGUUUUUUGUUCGGAAUCUCCGUUCGAAUUGAUGAAUGGAAGGGUUCGGAAUGACUUCGGAUCUUAGCAGAACCGGUGCUGUAGAACGAGACAUUGAGCAGGCUAUUACUGCUUUAAAGAAAGGAGCUUACCUGCUCAAGUAUGGAAGAAGGGGGAAGCCCAAGUUUUGCCCAUUCCGGCUUUCCAAUGAUGAAUCUGUUUUGAUAUGGUUCUCAGGGAAAGAAGAGAAGCACCUUAAACUGAGCCAUGUGUCUAGAAUUAUAUCUGGACAACGCACGCCUAUCUUUCAAAGGUAUCCACGGCCUGAAAAGGAAUACCAGUCAUUUUCUCUUAUCUACAAUGAUAGGUCACUGGACUUGAUUUGCAAAGAUAAAGAUGAAGCUGAAGUUUGGUUUAGUGGUUUAAAAGCAUUAAUUUCACGUAGUCAUCACCGAAAAUGGAGGACAGAGUCAAGAAGUGAUGGUAUUCCAUCUGAAGCUAAUAGUCCUAGAACAUACACCAGAAGAAGUUCUCCCAUGAAUUCUCCAUUUGGUAGUAAUGAAAGCUUGCAAAAGGAUAGUGGGGAUCACCUUCGUCUUCACAGUCCUUAUGACAGCCCUCCUAAAAAUGGUUUAGAUAAAGCAUUAUCUGAUGUGAUGUUGUAUGCUGUCCCACCAAAGGGUUUCUUCCCUCCAGAUUCUGCAAGUGCUUCAGUCCACUCUGUGUCAUCUGGAGGAUCAGAUAGUAUGCAUGGUCACAUGAAGACAAUGGGUAUGGAUGCUUUUAGAGUUAGUCUAUCAAGUGCUGUUAGCUCAUCUAGCCAAGGUUCUGGUCAUGAUGAUGGCGAUGCUUUAGGGGAUGUUUUCAUUUGGGGGGAAGGUACAGGUGAUGGUGUUCUGGGCGGUGGGACUCAUCGAGUUGGGAGUUCUUUGGGUGUAAAAAUGGACUCUCUUUUUCCAAAAGCCUUGGAAUCUGCAGUAGUUCUUGAUGUACAGAAUAUUGCCUGCGGUGGACGACAUGCGGCCUUAGUGACCAAACAAGGUGAAAUUUUCUCUUGGGGGGAAGAAUCAGGAGGUAGGCUUGGGCAUGGUGUUGAUUCUGAUGUUCUCCAUCCAAAGCUUAUCGAAACUUUAAGCAAUACAAAUAUUGAACUUGUAGCUUGUGGGGAAUAUCAUACAUGUGCUGUGACGCUUUCUGGUGAUCUUUAUACAUGGGGUGAUGGCACAUACAAUUAUGGUCUUCUGGGGCAUGGUAAUCAAGUGAGCCACUGGGUCCCAAAAAGAGUAAAUGGCCCCCUGGAGGGCAUACAUGUUUCAUCUAUUUCUUGUGGACCGUGGCACACUGCUGUCGUAACCUCUGCUGGGCAAUUGUUUACUUUUGGUGAUGGUACAUUUGGUGUUUUGGGUCAUGGAGAUCGUAAAAGUGUUUCAUUACCUAGGGAAGUAGAGUCCCUCAAGGGUCUUCGUACUGUCCGGGCUGCUUGUGGUGUUUGGCAUACUGCUGCAGUUGUGGAAGUCAUGGUUGGAAAUUCUAGUUCCAGCAACUGCUCUUCAGGGAAGCUGUUCACUUGGGGUGAUGGAGACAAAGGUCGACUUGGGCAUGGUGAUAAGGAAGCAAAACUUGUUCCAACCUGUGUUGCAGCCCUGGUUGAACCCAAUUUCUGUCAGGUUGCUUGUGGACAUAGUCUGACUGUUGCGCUUACCACCUCUGGGCAUGUCUAUACAAUGGGUAGUCCUGUCUAUGGUCAGUUGGGAAAUCCUCAAGCUGAUGGUAAGCUACCAAGCCGUGUUGAAGGAAAGCUUUCAAAGAGUUUUGUGGAGGAGAUUGCUUGUGGUGCAUAUCAUGUUGCAGUUUUAACUUCAAGGACAGAAGUUUACACAUGGGGUAAGGGUGCAAAUGGUCGUUUAGGCCAUGGGGAUACAGAUGACAGAAAUGUCCCAACAUUAGUAGAAGCAUUGAAAGACAAACAGGUCAAAAGUGUUGCUUGUGGUACUAAUUUCACUGCAGCUAUCUGUCUACAUAAGUGGGUAUCUGGUGUUGACCAGUCUAUGUGUUCUGGUUGUCGUCUUCCAUUUAAUUUCAAAAGAAAACGUCACAAUUGUUAUAAUUGUGGACUUGUUUUCUGUCAUUCAUGUAGCAGUAAGAAAUCUCUUAAGGCUUCAAUGGCACCAAACCCCAACAAACCUUAUCGCGUCUGUGACAACUGUUUUAAUAAACUAAGGAAAUCUAUGGAAACUGAUUCUUCAUCCCAUUCUUCUGUGAGCAGAAGAGGAAGUAUCGUUCCAGGGUCACUUGAGUUAAUUGAUAAGGAUGAUAAAAUGGAUUCAAGAUCUCGUAGUCAACUUGCUAGGUUUUCUUCAAUGGAGUCCUUGAAGCAAGUGGAUAGUAGAUCUUCUAAAAAAAACAAGAAGUUGGAAUUCAACAGUAGUCGCGUCUCUCCUGUUCCAAAUGGGGGUUCACAAUGGGGAGCACUGAAUAUUUCUAAAUCUUUUAAUCCUGUUUUUGGAUCAUCAAAGAAGUUCUUCUCAGCAUCUGUUCCUGGAUCUAGAAUUGUUUCCCGAGCAACAUCUCCAAUAUCUAGACGACCUAGUCCACCACGUUCAACUACUCCAACUCCAACUCUGGGAGGUCUUACUUCCCCAAAGAUAGUUGUGGAUGAUGCUAAGAGGACCAAUGAUAGCCUCAGUCAGGAGGUUAUUAAAUUAAGACAGCAGGUGGAAAACCUGACUAGGAAAGCGCAACUUCAAGAAGUUGAGUUGGAAAGGACAACCAAACAGCUAAAAGAUGCUAUAGCAAUUGCUGGAGAGGAAACUGCGAAGUGCAAAGCAGCAAAGGAAGUGAUCAAAUCUCUUACCGCUCAGUUGAAGGACAUGGCUGAGAGGCUACCUGUAGGAGCAGCUAGGAAUGUCAAAUCGCCUUCUCUUGCUUCCAUUGGUUCCAAUGAGCUUAGCUAUGCUUCCAUUGAUCGAUUGAAUCUUCAAGCAACAAGCCCAGAAGCAGAUUUAACUGGAUCAAAUAAUCAGUUGCUUUCAAAUGGAUCCAGCACUGCCAGCAACCGUAGUAGUGCUGGUCACAAUAAACAGAACCAGUCAGAGGUAACUAACAAAAAUGGGAGCAGAACAAAGGAGAGCGAAUCCCGGAGUGAGAAUGAAUGGGUUGAGCAAGAUGAACCUGGUGUAUAUAUUACACUCACCUCCCUUCCUGGAGGCGUAAUAGAUCUUAAGAGAGUUCGCUUCAGUCGAAAGCGGUUCAGCGAGAAACAAGCAGAACAAUGGUGGGCUGAGAAUCGUGCAAGAGUAUAUGAGCAAUACAACGUUCGCAUGAUUGACAAGUCCAGCGUUGGUGUUGGGAGUGAAGACCUGGCUCACUGAUGUGACAACUUGUAAAUGACUUUUUUUUACGUUGACUGGAAUUGCAGCAAAAGCUCAUACUGAUCAAUUGCAUUCGGCUUCCAUCAAAUAUAAUGCCUUGAAGGGAGCUGGGGUUUGGCAUAGUAGGAGAGAGUAGGGAAUGAUUGUGAUUUUGUAAUUUUUUUCCUUUAACCUGCUUUCCAUUUUUUUCCCUAUAUGUUUACCUUGUGUGGGGGGUGUUGAGGGUGAGAAAUGUAAAUUCUUGGUAGGUUGCAGUCUCGAUUGAGAGUAGCUGCAGUGUAAAUUUCAUAAGUGAAUGCAUUUGCAAAUUUUUCUUCUACAUACACACGGUUAUAAAUUCCUCCAGCCAUGGAAGGAAUGGCUCUAAGUAGUUGACAUAGAUAGCCCUCGGAGCAAAUGCUUUGUUGAAA
Arachis stenosperma is the source of this 4210-nucleotide messenger RNA. Its product is annotated as PH, RCC1 and FYVE domains-containing protein 1-like. The coding region runs from base 486 to 3800 and encodes 1104 amino acids. The record is from RefSeq and is a predicted model, not a curated record. The transcript is spliced from 10 exons. Gene Ontology annotation, molecular function: metal ion binding. Lineage: Eukaryota; Viridiplantae; Streptophyta; Magnoliopsida; Fabales; Fabaceae.